CUAAAUUUUAUCAUAUUUUAAUUGAUUAAAAUUUCUUGCUGACAAACGGGUAUAACCUAAUGGUUUGAAGGAUAGUGACAAAGAUUGAUAAAGAUUUAAAAUUACAAUUAAUUAGUUUUUGUGGGCUGUACUGUGAUCCUUAAAUAUAGUCUCUAAGUGUCAUCUAAUGAUUCUUGUUUUGAAUAUGCCUGACAAGUUUUUUUGUUACACUGAAUGACAUUUUAGUGGGUGUCUUCAGUAAAUCAUGGUAUUUUACAGAAUUGUGCUGUUGUUUAAUAACUUACCUAAUUGUUCAGCUGAUGAAGUGUCUUCCUGAAAAGACUUUCAGUAGACAAAAAUGCCACAAAGCAGUUUUUAAAGAUUUUGGACCUUUAUACUGGACACAUACCAAUGUAAAACCUCUAAUUCUGUGUUCGUUUCAAACCUGCAGGCAUCUAGUAGUUAAACCAUGGUGUUACACGUGGUUACACAUUAAUCUGCCUUUCAUCCACUGGAUUUCAAAUACCUUUGCUUAAACACUGCAUUAAUCUGAAAUUACAUUUUUCUUCUAAUAUUUGUAUUUAUAUAGAAAUAAAUUAUGCAUAAUUUAGAAGUGAUUAUUGUCUAGUACAAUGAAAUUGCCUACAAAAUUAUUUUUGAAAAAACAAAAUUGCAAAUUGCUUAUUGUCUUUGGUCUGUUUUGAAGAUCAAGAGUGUGGUGAAGACCAGAGUGUUAAUGAGUGUGUAUGUGUGUGUUCGCUCCCGCAGGACAGACAGGAGAAGCAUCCCUUCACUUCUUUCAGACCCAUGGCCGCUGCAGACACGCUGGUCCAGGAUCUGAAGUGGAGUCCAGGGGACGCGCCCCGUCUGGCCGUGUGUCUGUCUGAUGGCAGUAUGAUGGUGCUGGACGUUCAGGUCUCCGUCAGUGUGGUCGCUCAACUUCCUGCCUCUGUGGGAAUCACAUGGGUUUGCUGGAGUCCCAAAGGGAAGCAGGUGUCUGCUGGGAAAGAGGACGCCACAGUGGUUCAGUUCACCCCUACCUUACAGGCCAAGAAGGUGAUUCCUUGUCCCAGCUUCUGCAGUCAGGAUCACCCCGUCAAAGUGCUGGAUGUGUUGUGGUUGAGCACUUUUAACUUUGCGGUGGCAUACGCAGCGACUGAUGGGUCUCUGGAGAUGCCGCCGAAGCUGGUGGUCGUAUCGUUGCCCAAAAAGGAUGAGAAGAGAGACGAGCGCUAUCUGAACUUCAAUGACCUGGUGUACGGCACCUGCACCGAGAGGCAGCAUCACUACUACCUGUGCCAUAUCGAGGACUGGGAUCUGGUAUUGGCUGCAUCGGCUGCUGCUAUUGAAGUCAGCAUUAUUGCUAAACAGGAGGACAAGGUGAACUGGGAGCUGUGGUUGCUGGAAGACACCAGUCGAGCCGAGCUUCUUGUCACAGAGAACAGUGAGGACACACUUCCUGUGGGCAUGGCCAUCGAUUACACCAGCCAGGAGGACAUACUCCUGUCUGAUAAGAAGAGGUUGCCUCCGGCGCCGACACUGAUGCUGCUGUCUACAGAUGGAGUUCUGUUUCCUUUCUCUUUACUGAACCUCAACCCAGGGGUCAAACAGCUGACCAUGGCUGCCGUCCCACUGCCCGAGGAUGGAGAGAGAGCGCCUGCUGCCAAGUCAUCGUCGUUCUCUUCUGCUCCCGUCUCUGCAGCGUCCUCCAUCUUCCCAUCUUUCCCAGCAUCUUUUGCCACAUCCCUGCCCCCAGCCACCUUAUCCUUCAAAAGCCCUCCCCCAGCAGCCACUGCUGCCACCUCCUCAGCCAUGCCCACUUCAGUGUCCUCCACAAAUUUCUCCUUCUCUCUUCCUGCUCCGAACUCUGCCGGUCCCUCUGGCUUCUUGCUGGGCUCCACCACGGCUGGUUUCUCCUUCAGUGCUCCCAAACCCUCCUCCGACAAUCCUGCGUUCUCCUUCACUUCCUCCUUAGCACUGAAGGAGGUCAGCAGUGCUCCAAUGGCCAUUCCUCCUCAGCGUCCACCUGCCAUGUCUCCCAUCAUCAGUGGCCCCAAAGCGCCAGUGGAACCUGCAACACCUGCUGUCAGGAUGAAUCUCACUGACAGGUUUCUGGCGGUGGACUCUCUGCCGUCAGUCGCAUCUACUGCCCAGCCGUUUUCUUUGACCUCCACGCCUAAACCCGCAGCAGUGGAGGUCAGUGGCCCGCCGACAGCAGUGCUCAAACCAGCCGCCCCUGCAGUGUUGUCUCGUGCCGCUCAAAUCAGCGCUCCUCCAGCCGCUUCACUAAAACCAGCCGCAGUCGCUCCUCCUGCGUCCAGCACUCCGUCUGCACAGACUGUGUCUGUAAAAGCACUGGAGAAACACCUGCAGCAGAAGAAAGACUCGGACCCCGUCAUGACUGAAAUACUGGAGGAGAUAGGACACUUUGAGAAGGAGCUGGACGAUCUGAAGACUCGCUGCAGAAAUGCUGAUUUCAGGGUGGGCAGCAAAGACGACAUGAGAGACCUGUGGAAAGACUCUGAGAACUUACAUGCCUUCACACUGGAAAUCAGAGACACCACAGAGGAAAAAACACUCUUGCUUGUGUGGCACAUGAUCGCCCCGGAAAGAGAGGCUCUGUUUGCAGCACUGGCCAAUAACCUGGACAUCAUUAACCAGCAGAAGCAGCGCCUGGACCGGCUGGAGAGUGACCUGCACAAGCUGAGGCUCUACAGAGGGACGUCAGUGUGGAGCUUCACCAGCCAGGCGCCCUCCACACCCUCAAGACAGAGUCUGGACAGUGAACUGGAGAGUUUGAAGGAUUCUCUUCUAAAGGUCAGUCUGGAAACGGCACCCAAGGUUCCUGCCAAAUCACCAUCUAAAAUGAUCCCAGCCAAACAGUCACAGCUGAGGAACUUCCUGUCAAAGCGACAGACUCCACCGGUGCACUUCACAGCUCCAGUAACAUUCUAUGAGGAUCUGGAUGAGGUGAGCUCCAGUUCAUCUCUGUCUCAGCCUUUAGAGCCCGAGGACUCGCUGGCCGUGGCCCAGGAAGAGGAUGAGCCUGCACGCGUCCCGGUGCUGACACCCACUGUCCCGCGACACCCUCUACAGCCAGGCUUCAGUAUCCAGUCCAGUCCGUUCAGCAGAGGUGUUGCAGCUCCGAAGAUAAACAUGGACAGUGCCAACAGCACACCAUUAGCCACAAAAACAGUCAAGCAUGGAGCUCCACCCACAGAGAGGAGCACGCCUACCACAAUCCCCGCCCCUCAGACUGCAGGAAGAGCCACCCUCAGCAGACAUAUGACCAGCCAGAAACCAGGAGUGUCUCUGACAGAGUCCACACUCAAGAUGGUUCCUCAGGUGGUAAACGUACAGGAACUGAAGAAUAAAGGUCCACCCAUACCUGUGUCCACAACCAUCAGCGCAUCUGUUCCAGCACUGGCGGCUCAGGUGGUUCAGCAGGUUCUGGCAACGAAGCCAAUAAAGUCCCAACACUGCUGGCAGGUCCUGCCCAGACUACAGCAGCUAGUUUUGUGUUUGAGGUCAUCAGGGUUCAGUUUCACCUCUCAAUCACAGGACACCAACAACAAUCAAGCAAAGAGUUCUAGCCUACCGGGCAAGUUCUCUUUUGCAAGCAGCAUGGGAACAAAGAUGGAGUUUGGUCCUGUGGGGUCUGAGGAACCUUUUUCCUUUACUCCAAAAUUGGCAUCUCCUUCACACAGCGUGAGCCCCUCUACACCACCUCCUGAGCUAUCUAAGCUCCCUCAAGCUCCCAAAGCCCAGGGCAAUGCUGGAGAAACUCUCGGCUCCUUUUCUGGCUUAAGAGUGGGCCAAAGUGAAGAAGUAAAGGAAGCUCCCAAGACCACCUCGAGUUUCUCCUUUGGACCAACUGGCAAUGGAUCUUCAGGAUUUGCAUUUGGUUCUGCACAAAUCAAGGCUGCAGAAACUGGAAGUUUAUCAGAAUCAACAGGUGCUGCAACAGAGGCUCCAAUGACGACUACGGCACAAGGAUUUGGCACAUCUACAUUCACCUUUAAACCACAGGAGGGAACUGCUCCUUCAGUAAAGCCAACUUUCACCAUUGCCUCGACAUCUUCCUUUACUACAGCCGACACUUCUUUUGGUAGUCUUCUGCGAGCACCUUUGUCAGAAAUGCAAACUCUUCCAACGAAGUCCCUCCAGCCAGAGACGAUGACUUCCACUGAACCAGCUCCCUCCACUGAUACAGAACCUAAGGAACCUCCAGCAGAACCCAGUCAUAAACCACCAACCUUAAGUGCUCCAUCAGCCAUACCAGUCACUGAAGCCCCUGUUCCCACCAGUACCGAGCCUACUGCAGCUCCUUCAAACAAGCCCCCAUCUCCUCCGACUCUUGGGGUGUCACCCACUCCUCCUCUCUCAGUUACCCCACCAUCCGAGAUGCCGGUGCCUGUUUCUGAGCCUCCUGCAGCAGAGCCAGUGUCUGAUCCUCCCCCCGAGACCACCAUAACUUCCACAGCCACUCCUUUACCCCAAGAGACACCAGCAACCACCUCAUCUUCAGGUCCAGCGUCCGACAAACCAGGCUCAAUCUUUGCCCAACCUUCAAGUGGCACAGACAGUCUGACAAUAGGAACCAUCAGUCUUACCAGUGUCGUUGCUACAGCAGCCUCCUCCAUCCCAUCUGCAGCCAUCACCACCAGCACAGCUCCAACCCCAGGCCCAGGCUUCGAACAACCCACUUCCGUUGCUCAGACCACAGCAUUCGGAUCUACCGUCUUCUGCACCAAUUCUACCACCUCUGGCUUUGGCAAACCUGCCUUUGGACAGAGUGCCGGUGCAGGUUUCGGCCAGCCUGCGGCCUCUGUAUCUGCAAGCAGCUUCUCUUUUGGUCAGUCGGCAUUUUGCGCAAGUUCUGGAUUUGGGCAGCCAGCUGCGGCCUCUACCACAUCGGCCACCAGCAGCGGAGGAGGAGGACUGUUUGGAUCCUCUAGCACCAACAGUGCCAGUUCCUUCUGCUUUGGAGCCAGCAGCACCAGCUCUGGCACUGGGGUCUUUGGCCAGAGUAGCGCUCCUGUCUUCAGACAGUCCAGCUCAGGCUUUGGCCAGGGAUCCAUGUUUGGGAGCAACACCACCACAGCAUCCUCCUCUUGAUUUGGCUUUGGACAACAAACCAACUGCUUUCAUUCAAGCACAAAGAGUUUUAUGUUUGAUUUCUUAAUAUCUCUGUGUGUUUUUUUGUUCAGUGUUUGGCAGCAGCACCUCCACCUCAUCAGUGUUUGGACAGCAGGCCAGCGGAGCCGGGUUUGGACAGGUCCAGCUAACCUGUUUGGGAGCAGCGGAGCAAAGGGCUUUAGUUUCGGCAGCAGUUCGUUUGGUGAACAGAAACCCAGCGGUUCAUUCAGCUCUUUCACGGAGUCUGUGGCUGCACAGGGUUUCGGGUCGUUCUGUACACCCUCCAAACUAGUUGGUUUCGGAGACGCGCCGGUCUUUAGCAGUCCUCCUACUUUCGGUGGAUCUCCAGCAUUUGGUGGGUCUGCGGGGUUUGGCUCCACCCCUUCCUUCAGCAGUCCGCUGGGCUCCUCCUCGGGGAAGGUGUUUGGUGAGGGAACCACGGCCGCCAACAGUGGGGGAUUUGGGUUCGGGUCUCCUCAGAAUGCGCCGUUGUUCAGCUCUCUAGCGGGUUCGAGCACAGGGGCGCCGUCGUUCGGGAGUCUGGCGCAGCAGCAGCAGCCACCGUCAGGAUUCGGCACACAGAGCGGCGCUUUCCCUGGCUUCGCCUCGUCUGGAGGGUUUGGAGGUUUUGGGAACACCAACAUAAACACCAACCAACCCUCGUCUCAGACGUUCAGCAGUUGGAGGAGUUGAUCUGUGGACACUGACAUCAUCUGAUCUGAUAUGCUGUGAAUUUAUAGUAUGCACGCAGGAUUGAAAAUGCCAUGAGGUUCAUGUUCUUUACAUGUGCUGAUGUCCUCCUGUUUUAUGUUUAAUGUGUUUCUUCUGGUUAACUGCACAAUAAGGAAUAAACUCAAGCGCUGUUGACCGUA
This is a messenger RNA of Cyprinus carpio (common carp), 5990 nucleotides long. Its product is annotated as nuclear pore complex protein Nup214-like. Gene Ontology annotation, cellular component: nuclear pore. The transcript has 31 exons. Gene Ontology annotation, molecular function: structural constituent of nuclear pore; protein binding. Gene Ontology annotation, biological process: RNA export from nucleus; protein import into nucleus. The record is from RefSeq and is a predicted model, not a curated record. Lineage: Eukaryota; Metazoa; Chordata; Actinopteri; Cypriniformes; Cyprinidae.